UCCAAAGUGCCAAAGUGUUGUCAUUAUCGCCAGCGUUUUGCUUUGCCCGAUAAGUGUUUUCCCCCGCCGCAAGCAGUGAAUCGCCCUCAGCCCUCGGUCCCCCUCACCAAAGGGGCAAUCAGUUAUUGUUCCGCCGCCGCUCUAAUGAACGUUGAACUGCAAAUUGCAAAAGCGUACGAAAAUAAAAAACAAACGGCAAAAUUCGCUCUCUUUGGCAAGACAUCCGCGUCGCUGGGGUGCAUUCACCUCUGCUGUGCUCUAUCUUGUGGCUGCCUAUCGGGAGAUCAUGCGAUUUGAAUAGCCUGCCAAGGGUUAAGGAUAAAGCAGAGAUCGCUGUCCAGCACAUAAGGUAACUUCACUUCGCAUAGGCUUUAUCCAUUGAUCACGUAAAGAACGGCGUAAGAUCUUAUUUGACAGAUCGCAGAUUACUCAUGCAGAUUGAGAAUGGAGGGAGAGGGAAAGAAUCGACCCAUCUCCGGUGCGGAAGCGCACGAUUUAGUCAUGCAUUUUGGAGCGGCCACGGCCGUGAUACGGCAGCUCGCGUUCCCCGGCGGAGAGUUUCUUCCGGUCCGCGGGCACGUGGGGAGAGCACUCUGUUAUAUGUCAGCUACAACGUUAGCCGAGAGUAGGCUAGCGUCGUUUUGGUCUCUUUGACGCGACAGCUAAUAUCUCCGUACUUAAAUCACACGGCGGUCAAUCGGCAUUCGAGUUAUGCAACAUUCUCGGAAGCGAGCGCACCCAGCGACCUUUUAAGCGCGUCUGCCCCGCUCUAAGCCAUCACUUGCACUCUAGAGCUGCCCGCGUUCUCAGCCAAGGAUCUAUUCACGAAACAACUCGGAUACUAACUCUAGCAACCCAAAGUUAGUCCAUCAGAUGAGCCCAGGAUCACGACAAGAAAUUAGUUCCCGCUGUAUUCCGAGACAUCUGAAAUAGAGUGCCAAUCAUGACGCACUGCCUCUGGUCGACGUCUCUGGGCAUGCUGGCCCUCCUGGCCCUGCUUUCCAUGGUGAGCAGUCGCUCGGUGCGCCAACUGCCGAAUAGAUAUCCGCCCUUGCUGCCAGCCGGAUACUAUGGGCAGUCGCCCUACGCCUACCCGCCCUACGGCUAUGGUUACCAAGCCCCACACUUUGCGAUCAAUCCUCCAGGCACUUACUUCGACAACGUUUACGGCGUCUACAAGACCUACCCGGGCGGUGGAUAUCCCGUGCGGUUCGACUACAACAAUCGUUGCUCUCGGAACUACAUUGGCAUUAAGCCUCACCCAGAUCAGCAGCAGUACUAUUAUGUCUGUAAGCCCAACUGUGUAAUCUUUAGCAAGUGCCGCAAUCUUGAGAGUUUCAACUCGAGCAGUGGGCGGUGCGUGCAGCACGUUCCACAACACAGACCGGACCACAUGCUGCCACAGUGUCAGAAGGAGGGGCGCUUCCCGCACCCUCACGAUUGCAAAGUUUACUACAGGUGCGAUAAAAACCGGACGCACCCUUGGCUUUUCGCCUGCCCCGAGGGCACCAUCUUCUCGCCCGUGGAGCGAAAGUGUCUGCCCGGCGAUCAGUGCCCCUCCACGGAAAUCUCGGAGAGUGGCAGCUAUAUACCGCAGAACUGCGAGAUCAAGUUCCCAGAGUGCGCCGAGGAGGGCACCUUUCGCUCGCCGACGGACUGCGCCCUCUACUACACAUGUCGAUUGCAAGAAAGCGGUACCUAUCUGCAAACGCGUUUUAAGUGCCCUGGCAGCAACAGUUUUGACCUCGAACGAAAGCUAUGUCGUCCCCGCCAUGAAGUUGACUGCUUGGAUUAUGUCUCUGGUCCUGUUCCAGUACCUUACCAUGCCCCACAGGCAUACUAUCCACCGUACCCAGUUGCACCGCUCUACGAAGAGGACGACUACGAUACGGAAGCCAGGGAACAGGAGCCUGCUAUUCAGUCCGGGAAAGACCCUCUGUUUGAAAGACCCUCUGUUAAAAUUGUCGUUCUGCCCACCACGCCAGCCACCACCACUUCAAAGCGCACUGCCGAUUACCCCUCAUAUGAGCACACUUUACACCACAGUGGUAAAGAACCGUCAUUAGGGAGCCCAAAGGUUCAGGCGAAUGAAGACUCGCUCAGAAUUAAGCUUUCAAAGAACAUUGUCAUCAUGCCCACCACACCAGAGACUACAACAAUCAAGAGUAAGCUUUCAACGGAUACCACUAAAUAUCAAUACAAAAGGUACACCUAUGCAACAACCAAAGACUUUGUAACUGAGACUCCGCAACACAAGGAAGUGCCAACGGACUUCCACCUAUCAAAAAAUAUAGUCAUUUUUCCGACUACGACUACAACAACUACUACAAAACCAAUAGCUUCUACAUGCCCCACUUUUCCGAUGCCAAGUACAACUCGAAAAUCGAACACAACUACGCCAAAAACUAGUACAGUGACAGAUACAACCAUUAAGCCUACGACAACGCUGAGGACAAGCACUACUCAAAAACAAAAUACGACGACACCGAAAACAACAACGACCCAGAUAUCAACGGUGGAUCCAAAGACAACAACAACUGCUUCUACGACGACAAUAACGGCACAGAAAUCGACAAAGUCUCCGAAUACAUCCACAGUUACAACAGCUUCUCAACAACCAAUAACAACCACUCUUAACACAUCAACAGUAACUACGACCACUCAAAAGCCAAAAACUACUAGUGCAAAACCAAACACAACGACCCAAAAAUCAACAACAAACAGUAAGACAAGUACCGUGGCAAGCACUACGCAACAGACUACUUCUACAUUAACUACAACCACUCCAAAACGAACAACUACCACCCUUAAACCUAUCACAACAACUUUGAAGACGACAACAGUGACCACUACUACUCAAAAACCAAUAACAACCACACUGAUAAGCACUACAGUAACCACGUCAACUCAAAAGCCAACAACUGAUACUCCUAAACCGACAACAACGACCCAGAAAUCAACAACGAGUCAGAAAUCAACUGCAGUGACAACUACUACUCAACAACCAAUAACGAACACGACAACCCAAAAAUCAACAACGAAGACAAGUACAGUGACAAGCACCACGCAACAGCCAAUUUCUACAGUAACUACAACCACUACCACAACAACUCCGAAGACAACAAUAGUGACAACAACGACUCAAAAACCAACAACGACCACACUGAAAAGCACUUCAGUAAACACGUCAACUCAAAAGCCAACAACUGAUACUCCUAAACCGACAACAACGACCCAGAAAUCAACAACGAGUCAGAAACCAACUGCAGUGACAACUACUACUCAACAACCAAUGACGAGCUCUCUGAAAACCUCAACAGUAACUACAACCACUCGAAAACCAAAAACUACUACUACACAACCGAACACCACGACCCAAAAAUCAACAACGACUCCGAGGACAAGUACAGGGACAAGCACUACGCAACAGUCAACAUCUACAGUAACUACAACCACUCUAAAGCCAAUUACAACUACCCUUAAACCCACCACAACAACUCUUAAGACAACAACAGUGACCAUUACUACUCAAAACCCAAUAACAACCACACUAAAUACCUCUACAGGAACUACAACGACUCAAAACCCAACAACUGAUACUCCAAAACAGACAACAACGAUCCAGAAAUCAACAACGAGUCCGAAAACAACCACAGUGACAGUUACUACUCAACAACCAAUAACAAGCUCUCUGAAAACGUCUACAGUAACUACGACCACAAGUUCAAAACCGAACACAACGACCCAAAAAUCAACAACUACUUCAAAGACAAGUACAGCGACAAGAACUACGAAACAGACAAAAUCUACAGCAACUACAACCACAUUUGAGCCAUCAAUUACUACCCUUAAGCCUAUCACAACAACUCGGAAGACGGCAUCAGUGGCAACUACAACUCAAAGACCAAUUACGACCACACUGAAAAGCACUUCAGUAACUACAACCACCCAAAAGCCAACCACUUCUAAACCAACGACCGACGAUUUGACAACAACUCCGAAAUUAACAACAAUCACACAUAAACCAAACACCACCACUCGGAAAUCGACAUCAGUUACCGCAACAACCACAAGUAUCGAGACCUCGAGAAGUCCAACUACGCAAAACUCCACCACAACAGAGUUGACUACUGUAACAAGACCGCACUGUUCCGAUCCUGACUCCACCUCAGACAAUAACACAAAUCCUGCAUGCACACAAGAACUCCAACAAGUAAAACAACUUAAACUACAUUUGCCACAACAUCAAGAAGAGCAUAUUCACACACAAACCAACAUUGAACCAAUUGAAAGUAGGACUAUUUUGGGAGGGCGGGAUGAGUCAGACUACUUGGACGAUGCACCAUCUUCUGCGAGUGGGGAAUCAAGACAGGAAACGACAGCGAAGGCUCCGUCCAUGUCCACUCUAGCUGCGGCCCACAUACUGCGGAAGCUGUUCCACGUAAUCUCCACCACUCCAUCGAGCAGGGAGAAAGCUCCCAGGCAGCGCUCGCCCAACGUAACCCUUGGUCAAAUGGCCAGGCACAACCUGGCCACCUCAAAGCCUUUCAUCGCUCACUCCCUGCGACUUUCUAUUCAGCAACUGACCUCCACCCAGAAGCGCUCCAUUCAACCCAAGGCUAUCGUCGCACUGAACACCACCAAGAAGGAGCCGGCGGACUAUGAGUACUACGACAGCAGGUCAGCGGAGCAGUACGUCGACGAGGAGAAUGAAGUGCUGUCGAGAACCCAGCCGAAAGCCACAUCCAGCAGUCCCAGUCCAGUCCCGUCCACGACUACUGUGCGGGAGCUUCAUGAGACAAGUUCCGCACCAAGCCAGCCGAAGGAAGUUUUAAUUUCCUCCACAACAGCUCAGCCGUUUCAGGAAACGACGGACGAUUUGGAGUACAGAGACAACUCUGGGGACUCUGAAUAUGUCAACGAUGAUUACCCGAAUGCUAGCCACGUCUCCGAGAAUCAGAUUCCAGGCGGAAUAAACAGCCGAGAGGCAAGAAAGAGUUUUCUGCUGAGCCUGCUUAAAGAGCGAUUGACUCAGACAGAAGCGCAGAAGCCAUUGGAAACUACUACCAAAGCUGAUUCCCUGAUAUCCAGCACCAGUGCAAGACCGAGCUCCACUAGAAUUUCAAUCACGAGUACAACCACAACGCCUAGAAUGAGCAGAAGUACGCAAUCACCUACAAAGCCACCAACUAGGGCGGUACAGCUGCCAGCAAAACACUCCGUUUACCUGAGCCGGGAAUACUAUGAUGAUGAUGAUAAUGACGACGAAUAUAUGGAAGAAGAUCCCAGUGCCCUUUCUGAUACCGCGAAGAAAGACCAGGGUAAAGACAGAGGCAAUGUUGCCAAAAAGUCACCAACAGCAACAGCAAAGCGUCACAUCGUUCUCCCACUGAUACAGCAGCCGAUGGAAACUGAAUUAGCAACCUUGAAUGCGAAAAGCGUGCCUUCAAAAACCGCUUCUGACGGGCUUAUGUUCAAAGGACUUGCAAUCAGGAAAAGUCAGUUUACCACUAAAAGUUCUCUGAAGCGGCUACCAGGAACUGAGAGUGUAAAUAGCCUUGCUAAUAACAUACCAAUUCUUGACAUAGUUGGGCACUCUUCGAGGCUAACUAUUACACCCACAUUAACUUCAACAUCGAGUUUAACAAAAAUUAAGCCAAAAAUGCAAACCACAAUGCCAAGUAGAAUACUAAGACCUGCAUUUACCGCAUCUACUGAAUCAUCCUUUCCAACCCUAUCAUCAACAUUUACAGAACCAUUAACGACACUACAAAACAGGCAAAAAUUAAGAGAAGGAGAAAAGCACGAAAGUAAAUUAGAAAUAAUCACACCGACAACCUCAGAAACACUUCCGACUGCAACCGGAUUUGCAGCAGUCGCAACAUCAUCAGCAAUAGUUCAAAGCCAGACAAUGCUGUCAGUAAACAGCAGGCCUUGGUUACUGGCGGCCAUCAACCAAACCGUUCACAUAACACCCAUAUCUUCCAUUGCCGCUCGAGCGCCGAGCAACCCAGUGAGCCAAGUUAACCGUUCGUUCAACCCACUAGUCUCCAGCCCCGAGGACUAUUCCACCGAGAAGGUGCCGCAGCUCAUCGUAAAGGUGUACGAGCCCAUUGACCUGAAAAUCGUCUUCUGCCCGAAUUCCUGCGACCAGUCCCAUGACCACAAAUACGACCCAGCUGAUAAUUAUAAGAAAUCAAACUGCACUGGAGACUGCGACGAGGAGGAGGAGCGGGUGCACAAGCAUGUCGACAUCCAGUGGAAACCACAGGAACUGGGCGAAAUAGCUGCCUUCCGCAACACAGCAUAGAUAUGUGACCACAUUAAUUUCAACCACAAAAAUAGCCGUAGUCUGAUAACUUUUACCUAGUACCUAA
Molecule: messenger RNA, 6377 nt
Organism: Drosophila elegans
Lineage: Eukaryota; Metazoa; Arthropoda; Insecta; Diptera; Drosophilidae
Gene: Mur2B
Product: mucin-2
Exons: 7
Coding region: 944-6310 (1788 amino acids)
Cellular component (GO): extracellular region
Molecular function (GO): chitin binding
Source: RefSeq, a predicted model, not a curated record